Messenger RNA from Neltuma alba, 810 nucleotides. RefSeq names its product lipid transfer protein EARLI 1-like. The record is from RefSeq and is a predicted model, not a curated record. Lineage: Eukaryota; Viridiplantae; Streptophyta; Magnoliopsida; Fabales; Fabaceae. Bases 59 to 478 code for a protein of 139 amino acids. The transcript has 2 exons.
UUUUUAUCACAACACUUAUUGCGACUAAACUCUUUAGUGCUUAGCUUCUUCUUCUUCAAUGGCUUCUAAAACUUCCUCUUUUGCUCUUUUCCUUGUUCUCAACCUCCUCUUCUUUUCACUUGUCACGGCAUGUGGCUCAUGCGGGGGCUACCCUAACCCGAAGCCGAACCCAAGGCCCCGGCCAAACCCGAACCCCAAACCUAGCCCGUCCGGAAGUGGUACAUGCCCUCGUGAUGCCCUAAAACUAGGGGUAUGUGCUAAUGUUCUGAACGGUUUGCUUAACGUGACCCUUGGACAACCACCAGUGACCCCUUGUUGCUCUUUGCUUAAUGGACUUGUUGACCUUGAAGCUGCCGUAUGCCUUUGCACUGCCCUCAAAGCUAACAUUUUGGGCAUUAACCUCAACCUUCCUAUCUCUCUCAGCUUGCUUCUCAAUGUCUGCUCUCGCAAAGUUCCUCGUGGCUUCCAGUGUGCCUGAUAAGUAUACACAAAAUUAGCUUCUUCUUUUUCUUUCUUCGAUGAUGAUGUGGCCUUUCUCAAUCGGUUUUUCGACUUUACAUUUUCUAGUCUAAACCAUAUGAAGAUGAUGACGACGACUUUAUGUAUCUUGGAUUAUUGUUGUUGUUGUUAUAAACACCUCGUUUAAUUUGUGGUUUCUCUGUCAUUUGUGUGCAUGGGACUAUGGUGAAUAAUCUCCCCAUAUUUACUACUCGGGUAAAUUUGUAAGGGGGGAAGAAAAGAGACAUGAAAGUUUAUAGUUGUGAUGAUCACAGAUUCUUCUCUUAUAAUUUGUUCUUCAUUUUUAAUUUG